Angiostrongylus costaricensis is the source of this 582-nucleotide messenger RNA. NCBI's taxonomy places the organism in Eukaryota, Metazoa, Nematoda, Chromadorea, Rhabditida, Metastrongylidae. The record is from the annotation of a GenBank genome assembly.
UUGGUUUUAGCGCUCUGCUCCCCCGAAGACGGUAGCGAGAAGGCGUACGUCGAUUCUCUAAAGAAUGCAGCUUUGGAAUUGAAAACAAAACAUUUUGAGCACUAUAAGAUGAAAGAUCUUGAAGUUCAGGUAUGGAAUGUGUCACGACCACGUCACGACUUAACCCGGUGUUUAGCGGCGGAGAACAGUGGGUGGCCUGCGCGAUUAGCCCCGCCUCUCGACCGACUGUGCGCCAUUUGCAAACAGUUCGAGCAGUGGCUCUUGGCGAACAACCGAAACGUGAUUGUGAUUCACUGCAAAGGUCACCGAAGUCGGGCUGCGCUGGUAUUGUCAGCCUUCAUGCACUACAACGCAAUCUGCAGCAAGUAUAUUGUGUAUUUCUCAUCGUUGUUAUCCGGUAGGAUCCGUGUGAACCCUGCUCCAAUCUACCUACAUCGGAUUACGGUAUCACGCCUAGCCGGGCGGGUGCUUUCGUUUAAGAUCUACGAGCGGCUGCAACCUGUCUACCAUACUUUACCAACGUGGGUUCAUACUUCUACAUGGGCCUUCUUGGCACCGACUGAACUGAACUCGCAAUUUUAA